This is a messenger RNA of Didymodactylos carnosus, 633 nucleotides long. The record is from the annotation of a GenBank genome assembly. Lineage: Eukaryota; Metazoa; Rotifera; Eurotatoria; Philodinida; Philodinidae.
AUGAGUGCACGAGCGCGCACAUUCGUGAUACGAAAAGAGCAGUCCUACUUGGACUGGAACAAGUACUGUGUCGAAGCGCUGAAGAGAAGCAAAGAAGAGAUAAGGCAACGUGGUGGUCAAUGUUAUCGCUCUGUGACUGACAAAGUCAAAGUGCUCAUACGGUUUCUUCAAAUCUAUGGGUGGCCUAUUUUUGUCGGCGUUGUUGGCUGUUUGGUAGGGGUAGGCGCGGGUGUCGCGGUUGGAAUUGCAAUUGGAGGAGUUGCAGGUGCAGGCAUUGGGCUUGCUGCUCUCCCAGUUGUAGCAGGCAUCGUUGCCACCUUGGUUCAUGUACGCCGCUCCACUGUCGAUCGAAGCGACGACGGCGAUGAUGAUGAUGAUGCGGUAGAAAUACUAGAGGCCAACGGCGGCAGAGAUGGAGCAUUUCGAACGGCAUGGAAAUUAUACAAGAACCGUGAAUUGAUGGUAAAGAUCAAGCGAUUGUUGGAACCUUACAAAACUCGUUUCGACCGAUUGCAACCUGGAUCGUUGCCGAGCAAUCGGCGACAACUGAAUUAUGUAUUUAUCGAAUGUUGUCAUACCAUCAUUCGUGAUCUUUAUGAAGCCGAAAUCAUGCUCGACGGUAAGGUUUAUUGA